GGUGAAGGGUUUGCUAACGUGAAGGUGCAUCGAAUGGCCAUGCGGGCGUACAAUGUAUCGUAAGGCGGUGAGGAAGGAGGGCUAGUCAAAAAGAGCUGUAGGGAUACUAUGGAGAACCGGAGACGGCUACGGACUACAGUAGGAGCUCGAGUAGGGGUCUUGUGAGGUUGAAACUGCUGGGGUGGGCGUUUGCUUUUCUGUUUUUUUUUUUCCCCAAAGGCGUGUGUUUAACUUUGAUAUAUAAUUGUUUGAAUAUCUAGCCGGGGAAGGAAAUGGCGUGUAGGGAUCGGCGGCUGAAUAGGUCUAGAUGAGCUGCAAAGAGGCUAUUUGAGCUGCCUUGGAACGGAUGGGGAUAGCUACCUACUGCAAUGAAAAUACGGGUCUUGAAUCUUACGUAGAUGGAUUUCCAAUGAUUAGCAUGUCUACUUGGAUAGGAAGACGGCUAUCGCGUAUAAGUGUGGCAAAGGUAAGAUCAAUUCAUCCUUGCGGUUGAUCAUAGGAUAUGACAUGGCUGAUGAUCAAUUUGGAUUAGCAGAGAUGGGCCUUGUCGAGAAUGUCGAUUACCUCUGGCUUUGGGAUAUACGGCAUAGGGGCGGUUAUGGCGGUUACAGAACAUGCUGCUAUUCAUCACAAAGACUUUCUCUGCGUGUAUGCCUACAUGGCAAGUCUUGAGCUUGGGCCUUUUACGAAAAUUUGGCGGUAUCGGCGUGAAG
This is a messenger RNA of Trichoderma atroviride IMI 206040, 713 nucleotides long. The record is from RefSeq and is a predicted model, not a curated record. Lineage: Eukaryota; Fungi; Ascomycota; Sordariomycetes; Hypocreales; Hypocreaceae.